Molecule: messenger RNA, 691 nt
Organism: Mugil cephalus (flathead mullet)
Lineage: Eukaryota; Metazoa; Chordata; Actinopteri; Mugiliformes; Mugilidae
Gene: pla2g10
Product: phospholipase A2 group X
Exons: 4
Coding region: 259-669 (136 amino acids)
Biological process (GO): arachidonate secretion; lipid catabolic process; phospholipid metabolic process
Molecular function (GO): phospholipid binding; calcium ion binding
Source: RefSeq, a predicted model, not a curated record
GACCGAGAAAGAGCAGCAGCAGAAACCUCCUCGAGGGGGAGUACAGUUCAGCAAACACUGGAUUAGCCUCUGGCCAAUGGUGAUGCUCGAGAUUAUUCAAGCAGCCUCUAAAAAAAGCUCAGCGCUCCAUGCUGCGCUCGCAGAGUGGAAGUGAAGAGCACUUGGCGCUGGGAGUUUGGUCCGCCUGUUGCAUGCCAUGAAGGCGUUUUACCGGCUACUUCUCCUGGUAUCUGCUCCUCUAUAGUGGCUGUGGCUUCCAUGGCAGCCCGCAGAUCCCAGCGGACGAAAAGAGGGUUGCUCGAGUUGGCGGGAGCCAUCAGGUGCAGCACGGGGAGAUCUGCCCUGUCCUACGUGGUGUACGGAUGCUACUGUGGACUGGGUGGUCAAGGCUGGCCCAGAGACAGGGCGGACUGGUGCUGCCACCAGCAUGACUGCUGCUACGGAGAUGCGGAUCGCCUUGGCUGCCAAACCAAAACAGACCAGUAUCACUGGACGUGCGAGGACAGGACAGCUGAGUGUGAUGACCUGGACGACGUGUGUGAAAAGCUGCUGUGCAAGUGCGACAGGGACGCGGCCAGAUGUUUGAGAAAAUCCCCCUUCAUCGCAAGAUACGCCUUGUGGCCGGAUUUCAUGUGCGGCUACACGCAGCCUACGUGUAACAUUUAUUGACGCAAUAAAUGCAUCUCCAGGA